Molecule: messenger RNA, 1650 nt
Organism: Botrytis fragariae
Lineage: Eukaryota; Fungi; Ascomycota; Leotiomycetes; Helotiales; Sclerotiniaceae
Product: putative mfs multidrug transporter protein
Exons: 2
Coding region: 1-1650 (549 amino acids)
Biological process (GO): transmembrane transport
Cellular component (GO): membrane
Molecular function (GO): transmembrane transporter activity
Source: RefSeq, a predicted model, not a curated record
AUGUCGGAAGCCCAAGAGCAAGGACACACACGAAUGGCUCGAUCUGAGGAAACAUUGUAUGGUUCAAAUACAUCACAUACAUACUCUGUAGAAAGAGUCCUUACUGGCAACACUCAUAAGAGUAAUAUUAGCAGCCACAAGUUUGAAGAUCCAUCAAAUCUCUCAGACAUAGCUCUCAAGGAUGAUGAAUUAAACGAUGUUCCCGCACAUAAUAAACCCAGUGAUGCACUGGCACCAGAAACCGAUUUAUAUGCAGGCAUUGUUGGUUGGGAUGGCCAAGACGACCCAGAUAACCCUCAAAACUUUCCUCCGAGCCGGAAAUGGCUUCUUCUCGGACUGAUUUCAAGCAUCACUGUCGUCAGUCCUCUAGCAUCUUCUAUGGUUGCUCCUGGUGUACCUUAUAUCGAAGAGACAUUUAACAAUCAUAAUGAAACACUAAGUACAUUUACUGUUACAGUCUUUCUUCUAGGCAUUGUCUUCGGACCUCUUUUCUUAUCACCAUUAUCAGAGAUUUAUGGAAGACGACCUGUACUAUGUGCAUCCAACAUCGUCUUUUGUUUAUUUCAAAUAGGUUGCGCUCUUGCUCCAAACCUUACCGCACUUAUAAUAUUUCGUUUCUUUGCGGGCAUUGGCGGUUCCGGUUGUUUGGCACUCGGUGGUGGUGUGAUAGCCGAUCUUUUUCGACGCGAGCAACGUGGAGCGGCUUCAGCAGCGUACACCAUUGGCCCUUUGUUUGGACCAGUAAUAGGACCUAUCUGCGGAGGCUUCAUAGCAGAAAGAGUUGGCUGGCAUUGGAUUUUCUGGGCUAUAUUCUGUGCUGGCACAGUAACAACAAUUGGCAUUGAAAUAUUCAAUCGCGAAACUUAUCCUCCUGUUUUGAUCCGAAGAAAAACACAAAAGCUUCGGCUAGAGCUUAAUCGUCCAGAUUUAUUAUCCUGCUAUGAUUUAGGAGGUGAUCCUAGUACCAGAACAGUUCUUCUCAAUGGCCUUCUUCGACCACUCAAGAUGUUAUUCAUGUCACCAAUCGUUUUCAUACUUUCGAUAUACAUCUGUUUUGCAUACAGCUUACUGUACCUGUUGUUCACUACAAUCACUCCAGUAUUCCAAGAGCAAUACGGAUGGAGUGUAGGACUCUGUGGUCUUGCUUAUAUUGGUAUUGGCAUUGGAUUCUUCUCAGGUCUAGCUCUCGUAACGAAAAUCUCCGACAAGACAGUAAUACGUAUGACCGCGGCAAAUAACGGUAUUUUCGAGCCAGAAAUGCGUUUACCGGCCUGUCUUUUCUUUUCAUUAUUCAUUCCCAUCACAUUUUUCUGGUAUGGAUGGUCAGCCGAAAAACACGCCCAUUGGAUCAUACCAGUUAUUGGACUGAUUCCCUUCGGAUUCGGCAUGAUGGGGGUUUUCAUUCCUAUCCAGACAUAUAUUAUUGAUAGCUUCCCUCUUUUUGCAGCUAGUGCGACAGCCGCUAUGACGGCUAGUAGAAGUCUUUUUGGCGCUCUGUUACCAUUGGCUGCGCCAAGUAUUUAUGCAAAAUUGGGACUGGGAUGGGGAAACACUAUGUUGGGGUUCAUAGCUGUAGCGAUGAUUCCCGCAACAGGCCUGAUCUAUAAGUAUGGAGGACAGAUUAGAAAGAGAUAUCCGCUUGAUCUAUGA